Molecule: messenger RNA, 1265 nt
Organism: Daldinia caldariorum
Lineage: Eukaryota; Fungi; Ascomycota; Sordariomycetes; Xylariales; Hypoxylaceae
Exons: 1
Coding region: 457-1017 (186 amino acids)
Source: RefSeq, a predicted model, not a curated record
AAUAGCUCCGACUUAUACCAUUCAUGUAUGAAAUCAAGAUGCAUCCGUUUACACCAAACCGAACAAACCGAACAAACCAAAAAGAAGAAUUCAAAUUGAGGCUCGCCACAUUAUUAUAUUGUUAUCGAUAAUAUUAACUGAUUUAUCAAUUAGAUCUCGAAGCAUACCUCUAACAUGAGCACGAGUGAGGUCAUGAUCCUACAGCUGUGACGUUUUGAGAGCCUAUGACGUCAAUAGUGGAAGUUUCUCCCAUCAGCACAACCCUUCGAGGCCUUACGAGCAGCAUUUAUUAAAGGAUGGAGCAUCUGAUGUCAAUUUCUCCUUCUCUCUUGUGUUAAUUCAUAAUUCAUAUCCAAAACCAUUCAAUCAAAUUUCGUAUCCAAAUCUACCAGACGAGCUAUAAAAAAAGCAAUCAUAUUUUCUCACCCAACCCUUAUCAAGUAAAACAACAUUGCAAUGAGCGAAUCAACUAAUACGUCCGAAAGAAAAGCACCUAGUGCGGGAACUAAGGUCAACCUUGGAAAAGACGCCCCUAUUACCAAGGAAGGACCCGGAGUUGUAACCGUAGAUUCGCUCGCCGCAGAGUCACAAACAUUCCGCCAAGCCAACGAGGUAGAACCUCAGCCAGUUCCUCGAGAGAAACUAAUAAACCCCCCAAAGCCACAUGAAGCCGACACACAUGAAGACGGGAGUCACUCAUCUCCAAACGAAUCCGAACAGGGCCACAGGCAUGUGGAGACUGCACCUACAUACGUGCUGAGCCAGUACAUAAAGCAGAAACACCCACACGGCAAGAACUUGAAGGAGGACGACAGCAUCGGCACGGAGGACACCACCAAGAACCUGAGCUUCUCCGAAUUUGGCACCGAGAAUGACCCCGGACUAGCCGCCGAGAAAAAGUUCAUCUCUAAGCCGCAUGUCUCCGGAAUACCAGAUGCCAGCUUUAAUGCUGGGCGCGAGAAGCAAGUGGACAAUCAGCAACCGUUCGGCGCAUUGGAUAGAGAUACUUCGCCGUGAAGGGGGUUAAAAAAAGUUGUUUGGGUUUCUAAUGGUACUUUUGUGAAUUGUCACUUGAUACCACCCGACCAAUACGGUUCUUGUUCAUGUUUAUUUGCUAUGUUUUUAGGAUAUUUCACCUUCCUGUCGCUAUGACAGAUCAGAUAUAUCGGAGGUACCAAUCAAUACCUUAGGCAACGAUAACAACAAAUAAAACAAGUCUCUAACAUGCGCAAGUAAUACUAAAACUACCUUAGAUUAGGUUAGGU